AUGAGUCUGCCUGCCUCUUGCAGAGCCAUAGAAAACAACACCGCCAGCAGCUGCAGCAGCAGCGGCAACAGCAACAGCAACAGCAGCAGCAGUAGCAGCAGCAGCAGCAGCAGCAACAUAGCAUCAGCAACACCAGCAGCAGCAACAGCAUCAGCAGCAGCACCACCAACAACAGCAGCAACAGCAGCAGCAGCACCAACAGCAACACCACGAACAACAGCAGCAGCACCACCACCAGCAGCAGCACCACCAGCAGCACCACCACCACCAGCAGCAGCAGCACCAGCAGCACCACCAGCAGCAGCAACAGCAGCAGCAGCAGCAACAGCAGCAGCAGCAACAGCAGCAGCAGCAGCAACAGCAGCAGCAGCAGCAACAGCAGCAGCAGCAGCAACAGCAGCAGCAGCAGCAACAGCAACAGCAGCAGCAACAGCAGCAGCAGCAGCAACAGCAGCAGCAGCAGCAACAGCAGCAGCAGCAGCAACAGCAGCAGCAGCAGCAGCAGCACCACCACCACCACCGCCACCACCACCAGCAGCAGCAACAGCAGCAACAGCAACAGCAGCAGCAGCAGCAGCAGCAGCAGCAGCAGCAGCAGCAUGA
Molecule: messenger RNA, 603 nt
Organism: Eimeria mitis
Lineage: Eukaryota; Apicomplexa; Conoidasida; Eucoccidiorida; Eimeriidae
Exons: 3
Coding region: 1-603 (200 amino acids)
Molecular function (GO): ice binding
Source: RefSeq, a predicted model, not a curated record